Messenger RNA from Pectinophora gossypiella (pink bollworm), 3115 nucleotides. RefSeq names its product organic cation transporter protein-like. Gene Ontology annotation, biological process: transmembrane transport. Lineage: Eukaryota; Metazoa; Arthropoda; Insecta; Lepidoptera; Gelechiidae. Gene Ontology annotation, molecular function: transmembrane transporter activity. Bases 235 to 1890 code for a protein of 551 amino acids. The transcript has 7 exons. Gene Ontology annotation, cellular component: membrane. The record is from RefSeq and is a predicted model, not a curated record.
ACAUCUAUGUUACGACUGAUUUGAAUUGACAUUUAGUCAUUUCUUUAAUUGAAUUGAAACGUUUACUACAGCCGCACUACCUACAGCAUGAUGGCGAUCAAUUGAAGCGUGCGCGGGAGUAUCGGUCAGGUGGUGGCGGCCGCGGUGAUAACGAGGUGCACAGAUUAAGUAAUUAGCGGGUGUGUCGGCGGCGGCGCGGUGGAGCCGCAGAGUGUAGUGCGCCGCGCAGCCAGCAUGACCGCUCGCGGCGCCCCCGCCGUGGACCUGGACGCGAUCCUCGCGGAGCUGGGCCAGUUUGGCCGCUACCAGGUGCGCACCUACUGCUUCAUCCUGCUGCCCAUCGUGUUCAGCGCCGUCUACAACAGCCAGUACAUCUUCGCUGCCGCCGCCACCGAUCACAGAUGCGUGGUCCCGGAGUGCGAGUCCCCCCCGCUGUCGUGGUCGGCGGGCCCGUGGGCGGGCUGGGCGCUCCCGGAGGAGGACGGCGGGCGGUGCGCGCGGCUGCAGCCGCUGCCCGCCGCCGCCGGCGCCUGCGCGCCCGCCGCCUUCCACCACAACAACACCGUCGCGUGUGACGCCUGGGUCUACCAGAACAACUACACCAUCGUCUCGGAGUUCGAGCUGGCGUGCGAGGAGUGGAAGCGCACCCUGGUGGGCACCAUGCACAGCGUGGGGCUGUUCGCCGCGCUGCCCAUCACAGGAUAUAUCUCCGACACGUUCGGGCGUCGCACGGCGUUCGUGCUGACGGCGGUGUCGGCGGCGCUGAUGGGGCUGGUGCGCGCCUUCUCGCCCAACUACGCCAUGUACCUCGUGUUCGAGUUCCUCGACGCCACCCUGGGCUCCGGCGUCUACAGCACCGGGUUCAUACUUGCGCUAGAAAUGGUGGGGUUAAACAAGCGAGUCCUCGGCGGCAACAUAAUCUCGUGUUCGUUCGCGCUGGGCCAGGUGCUGGUCGCGCUGGUGGCGUGGGCGGUGCCGUACUGGCGCACGUUGACCGUGGUGCUGUACGCGCCCUCGCUGCUGUUCGCCUUCUACUACUUCGUGCUCGAGGAGAGCGUGCGCUGGCUGCUCAGCCGGGGAAACAAGAAGGAGGCCGCGCGCAUUAUCUACAAAGCGGCCGCUGUCAACAGAAAAAAGUUGUCACCAGAAUCAAUCAGACAACUUAGCGAAGACACUGAGAUUACGCAGAGUGGAGAAUUGAAAAGUGAAGAAAAAGAAACCCAGAAGGGAAAUGAAAAGUCAGAUUCUGAACCGAUUAAGAAUCGCUCCCUAGCGGCGGAGGUGAUCCGGUCGAAGAUCAUAAUGUCCCGGGUGGCGGUAUGCUCGUUCGUGUGGAUCACGACGACGUUCACGUACUACGGGCUGUCCAUCAACUCGGUCUCGCUGGCGGGCAACAUGUACAUCAACUACAUCCUGACGGCACUCGUGGAGAUCCCCGGGUACGCGCUGAGUGUCCUCACGCUGGACAGGUUCGGCCGCAAGAGUUCCAUCAUGACGGCGUACAUCGUCUGCGGACUCGCGCUCAUCGCCCUGCCGUUCAUUCCCAGUGAUCUCCACUGGAUCGCGACGUCGCUGAACAUGCUGGGCAAGCUGUGCAUCAGCAUGGCGUUCAGCAGCAUCUACAUCUACACAUCGGAGCUGUUCCCGACGAGCGCUCGUCACCGCCUGCUCGCCGUCUGCUCCAUGAUCGGCAGGAUCGGCAGCAUCGUCGCGCCGCAGACGCCGCUGCUCAUGCAGGUGUGGGCGUCGCUGCCGUACCUGAUCUUCGGUGGCAUGGCGGUGUCUGCGGGGCUGCUGAUGCUGCUGACGCCCGAGACGCUGCACCAGCGGCUCCCGGACACCGUUGCCGAGGCUGAGGACAUCGCCAGACAUCCACACAACACCACCUAGCACUGCAACACCACCUGCAACCACUACUGGCACUGCAGACGCCGGAGACAGUGCAUGACCCUCUCACAAUACUCAAUCAAACUCACAUCAAUUGCGCCUGAUGGUAUGGACGAUGCAGUGGAGAAUGAGUUCAGUAUUGUAAUAAAGAGAAGUUGACGGUAUCAGCACGGACGGCACCGGUUCCGCGCGGCAUGAAAUAUAUCGAGGACUUUGACCAAUAGACGCAGCGAGUAGGCACGUGGAUAAACGUCCUAUGGCGAUUGGUCGAAGAUCUCGAUAUCGUUCAAGCCGAAACCCGUGCCGCGGGCGCAGGACGGUACCAAUCGAUGUCGAAACGUGUCACCGGAGAAUAAACUAUUAAAUUCUAGAUUAGGUACAAACGAACGUUAAAGUAAUAUAAAUACCUAAUUAAAGUAAUGUUUUAUCGAACAUUAUGUAGAUAAAGAAAAAGAAAAUGAAGCACACUUAACGUUUGUCGAACUGUCCGUCGCGUACUUGUGAUUCUUUAGCUAAAUAAGAAUAAAUAUGAGAUUUUUAAGUAUUUAUAAGUAUUAAUUAGUUUUGUUUUAGAAAUUAAAUCACGUAAAACAGUCUGAUAGUAGUCUGUGAACAAUAAAAUACUUAGCGAAUGUACAACAACGUCAUCAUAAUAUUGACAGGUAUACCUGUGUGGACUACAGACUGGGUUUAUGCUCAAAGUUGCCAUAUUAGUCAUUGCGUAGAAUGUAUUGAUCGUAAGAUAUGAUAUUGACAGCGACGCAAUACACGCUUAAGAUUAGGAGUGAGUACAAAUCUUCGUCAGGUAUGUAUUAUCAGGGUAUUUAUUUUGCUAUAAGUUUGUAUAAUAAUAUCGUUUAGCUGUGCUCAUAAUUAUUAUCUACUGUUGUUAUAAACCAAUAUUAAACUAUAAAAUUAUGAAUGAUUUAAGUAUGGUGUAGGUAUGUAACCGGAUAGUGGUGUUGUGAGUCAUCGCAACAUCCCUGAGCAAUAAUUUAAGCAAUAUUUUCAUAAACUUCACCUUAAUCUUUGUGCUGUUUUAUGCUGUUUCUGUCCUAAGUUUUAAUGAUAUGCCUUUUAAAAAUAAACUAUGUGUAAGUUAGUAUAAGUAGGUACUUAUUAUUUAGCUUAAUUAUAUCUAGGUACGAGUACUCAUUAGUAAAAUAUUUUAAAUUGUGACAAAAAUGUAGUGAAGUGUAUUAAAUAAAUAAAUAAAUACUAAAGUUCA